Messenger RNA from Prionailurus viverrinus (fishing cat), 5092 nucleotides. It is a transcript of the gene SLC19A1, whose product is annotated as solute carrier family 19 member 1. Gene Ontology annotation, molecular function: folic acid binding; folate:monoatomic anion antiporter activity; methotrexate transmembrane transporter activity. The transcript has 6 exons. NCBI's taxonomy places the organism in Eukaryota, Metazoa, Chordata, Mammalia, Carnivora, Felidae. Gene Ontology annotation, cellular component: apical plasma membrane; basolateral plasma membrane; plasma membrane. The coding region runs from base 460 to 2469 and encodes 669 amino acids. The record is from RefSeq and is a predicted model, not a curated record. Gene Ontology annotation, biological process: folate transmembrane transport; methotrexate transport.
CGGGCGUGGGCAUGGCCGGCGCGUGCAGGGCGCGACCUGGGCGCACGGUGACCCGUUCCUCCCCGCGGUGGCCGUGGGUCCCGUGAAGGGAGGGACUCGGGCAUCGCCCGCCCGCCGCAUUUCCCGCCGGUGCUCACGGUGCGCGCACGCUCCGGUCCUCUGUGGCGCGACUCGCUCACCUCCGGUCACUUCAGCACCUGUCCGGUUAGUUGGGGUCUGAGCGCCGCCCCGACCCUUCACCGUCACUCUGGGACUCUUACCCAGGAUGGACAGAACCGCGUGGACUCGGCGCUGGCGGCGGGCACGGUGCCCCGGCAGCACCACCCGUGCGCACGUGCUCCGCCUGCGGGGCGGCGGGGGAUCCCCGGUCCACCCACGCGACCCGGAGGGCCCUUGGCGCGCUUCCCAGCCCCUGCCGGGCCCAUUGUUCAUCUCCUGCCCCAGAGCUCAGAGGUGCUGAUGGCCCUCUUUUUUGGAGGAGCGGUUGCAGCAGAGAGUGCUGGAGAUUGUCUGGAAACCCGAGCCUUGUGCUUGCGGUCCUUUCCUGAGUGGACCUGCCGUACGUCUCUGCAGGAGGAAGCUAUCCUCCAGGGUCCUGUUUACUUUCCGCGAGUGAAACGGUUGUUCUGGAGAGUCCAGGGUUGUGGCCCAGACACACGCGGCAUGUUCAGGGCGCCCAGCCCCAGCCCCACUGGUCUGAGCACAGGAACAGCCUCCUCUCCUGCAGGGCUGUGGGCGGCCUGGACAGCAAGCAUGGUGCCCUCCGGCCAGGUGGUGGAGAAGCAGGAGCCCCCGGAGCUUGGGCGGCACCCUGAGCUCAAAUCCUGGAGGUGCCUGGUGUUCUACCUGUGUUUCUAUGGCUUCAUGGCACAGAUGCGGCCCGGGGAGAGCUUCAUCACCCCCUACCUCCUGGGCACCGAUAAGAACUUCACGCAGGAGCAGGUCACCAACGAGAUCACGCCGGUGCUGUCCUACUCCUACCUGGCGGUGCUGGUGCCCGUCUUCCUGCUCACCGACUACCUGCGCUACAAGCCGGUGCUGGUGCUGCAGGGCCUGAGCUACGUGUCCGUGUGGCUGCUGCUGCUGCUGGGCGACUCCGUGCUGCACAUGCAGUUCAUGGAGCUCUUCUACAGCCUCACCAUGGCCGCCCGCAUCGCCUACUCCUCCUACGUCUUCUCGCUCGUGUGCCCGGCCCGCUACCAGCGCAUGGCCGGCUACUCGCGCACGGCCGUGCUGCUGGGCGUCUUCACCAGCUCCGUGCUGGGCCAGCUGCUGGUCACCGUGGGCCGGGUCCCCUUCUCCACGGUCAACUACAUCUCCCUGGGCUUCCUCACCUUCAGCCUGGUCCUCGCCCUCUUCCUCAAGCGCCCCAAGCGCAGCCUCUUCUUCAACCGCGCCGCCCCCGCGCGCCGCGGGGCCUCGCCCUCCGAGCUGGACCGCAUGAACCCGGCCCCCUCCCAGCCCGCGGACGCCAAGCCGGGCCGGGCGCCGCCGGGGGCCUGGCGGGACUGGACCCUGGUGCGCAUGUUCCGGGAGCUGGGGGACCACCUGCGGCUGCCGCAGCUGCGCCUCUGGUCCCUCUGGUGGGUCUUCAACUCGGCCGCCUACUACCUGAUCGUCUACUACGUGCACAUCCUGUGGAACGUGGUCCACCCCACCACGGACACCUCCUCUGUCUACAACGGGGGGGCGGACGCCGCGUCCACUCUGCUCGGUGCCAUCACCUCCUUCUCCGCGGGCUUCGUGAAGAUCCGCUGGGCGCUGUGGGCGAAGCUGGUCAUCGCGGGCGUGACGGCAGUGCAGGCUGCGUUGGUCUUCCUCAUGUACAGCACGAGCAGCAUCUGGCUGUGCUACGUGGCCUUUGUGCUCUUCCGUGGCGCCUACCAGUUCCUGGUGCCCAUCGCCACAGCUCUGUGCCCUGGUGUUCGGAGUCAACACAUUCUUCGCCACCGUCCUCAAGACCAUCGUCAUCCUCAUCGUUGCCGACAAGCGGUGUCUGGGCCUCCCGGUGCGCUCGCAGUUCCUCGUCUACUUCGUGUACUUCCUAGUGCUGUUCGUUGUCUACCUCUCGGCGGCCAUGCUGGUGAUCCUGCGGCACCUCCGGGAAGGCCGCCACCCGCCCCCAGCCCUGCCCCCGCCCCAGGAGGAGAAGGCCGAGCAGGUGCUGAGCCUGCAGGACAGAGGCCUCAGUGGCCCGAAGCCGGAAGCCCCCCCGCCGGCCCUGGAGGACAGCGUGUGGACGGCAGGGUUGGCCUCUCGGGAACAGAACCAGCAGCCCGAGGCCAAAGCCUGACCCAGCCCGGCCUAGCGGGAGGCCAGGCUCCUCUGGCACCGGGGGCAGCCCGUGCACCGUGCUCCACGUCCUGGGGCCUCGAUGUCUCGGAAGGGAUGUCUCUUUGCAGCUGGCCCAGGACCCGGGUUCCGGCACGGUCCACGUUCCAGUGUUCGCAUUGUGGAGCCAGGGACUGACGGGGACCCUAGGUGGGGUAUCCAUGUGACCCACACCCCGAGGGCUUGUCUGGCGGUGGCCCUGAGUACUGGUUCUCGUCCCCAUCCCGCUGCCUGCUGGGGCACCGCGGGCUGGCUUGCUGUCCCCGUGGCGGGGAGGGGGGGUCCUCAUGUGCCCACCAGGCCACUCUGCCUUCACCCCGCCCCCCACAAGAGGCAGGUCCUGCUUGUUCCUGGGGACCAGUGAGGGGGCCAAGACGCCAGCCUCAGGGACUCAGUCCCCCACAGGGUAUCCUGUGCCCUGCAGGGCCAGGCCGGGAUCCCUGAUUCCCGUAGCCUGUGGCUAAACUUGGUAAGGCCAGUUGUCCAGGUACUUGCUUUAGACUAUGUCCCUUUCCUAAAGAAAGUUGACCCAAAUGAGAAGCCUCAGUGGGCUUCUCUUUCCGGGCGAGAUGCCAGGCAUUGGCCGCUGGCAGACAUUUGCCCGUCAGGUGGAAGCAGGGAUGCGGGGGCCCUGGAGCCCCGCUUCUCUCCCAGCGGGCUAACCCUGACCUACCUCACUGGUGACUGCAGACCGCUUGGGGUCCCUCGCCCACGUGCCGGCCCACACGGGACCCACCCUGAGCACACCGCCUCAGAUGCAAGACCGUCGGCUCUCCCCAAAAUCAAACCACAAGCCCCACACGUGGAGGGGCUCCUGGUCUUGUACUAACCUGGCGUGGGUGGGGGCGGCUGGUCAGGAGGCCAAGAAGAGGGCCCCGGCCCCAGGCAGGAACCCAAACCAGGCCCCCCACGGCCUCGAGCUGAGCACAGCCCCCUCCUACAGCCCUGUCUUGAGAACCGCCCACGCCCCGCGGGAAGGGAAGGCCAGCUGCUCAGAGCCAGCUUGGUGCAGAGAGGUUGGAGCAGCCCUCCUGGAGAGGAGCUGCCUGCACCCAGGGAUCCCUGAGGUCCGCUUGUCGGGGGCAGGGUGUCUCAGGAGGCUGCCCUGAGGCUGCAGGAGGAUGCUGGGGGGCGGGGCAUCCACAGGGGGCCUCCCCGCUGACUCCCCACCCCACCCACCCCAUGCCCCAGGGACCCCGUGGGGAGGCACAGUGCUCUUCCCCUUCCAUGCUCAGGGAUCCUGCGGGACUUGGCGGGUGGAGGGCGGUGCCUCUCACCUCUGGUCACUGACCUCAUGAUGCAGGCCUUUGCUCUUGCCCCCACCCUGACCUGCGAAUGCUCCCAUCGGUGGGUGGCCCAGCCACCUGGCCCCACGGUGGGUUCCGCGUGCCGCAGCAGCUCUGGGGAGAACAUGGGUGCUGGGUCUACACCCCGGCUUGCCUGUGCGGACUGCCGGCCGUCCCCAGGGACGCUCCAGAGAUAAGGUUUAGGGCACCAGCAUCCCCGUGCACGUGUGUGCAUCUGACAUCCGUGUACAUCUAGCCACGCCCACCUGUGCCCCUUCAGCGGGACCCACCAGCAGGACAAAGACCCCCAUGGUCUGUCUCACGAUAACGAAGGCUGCUUCCAAACCGAGUGUCCGUGCAAAACGCUGUUUUUAUUGGGAGCCUGUUUGGAAACCACAUUACACAGCUAGCAGGACCGGCUGCUGUGGUUUACAGGGCAGUGUUGAGACAGCAGACCUGAGGCGCUUGGCUCCGUGCCCACGACCCAGCCCAGCCACCAGGGGGGAGGGACCCUGGGGGUGCCCCCAGAAUGCCCCCUUCAGAGUGCUUUGUCUACACGGCCUCGGGUCCCAGGGCUCGGCAAGGCCGGUCUCAGGUGAGCCGUGUCCUGGCUGAGGACAGGUAUCGCGAUCCUGCUUGCCCCUGUGCCUUGUUUUAAGUAAGCUUCGUGCCCAGCGUGGAGCCCGACAUGGGGCUUGAACCCACAAACCAUGAGAUCAUGAUCUGAGCUGAUUGAGUCGGACACUUAACCAACUGAGCCACCCAGGCACCCCUUUCCUCUGUGGUUUUUUGAACUCUGUGUCCCAUGAAGAUAAACCUGGGGCCCUGGACUCAGCAGGCAGGAGUUCUAGCCGGGCCCCUGGGAGUGGGAGUAGGUUUGGGCCCAGUUGGGUUCCGGGAUGUGCUCCUGGGCAAGGCUAGGGAAGCCUCUGGGAAUCCUUGCCUCAGCAAAGGAGUUUUGGACCUGCGUGGGGCCCGGGGACAGGACACUGCCAUCCCUGGGUUGGGGGCCCCUCAACUCCUAGCCUGGGGGCGUCUGGCUGGCUCAGUCAGUAGAGCUCUUGAUGUCAGGGUUGUGAGUUUGAGCCCCACGCUGGGGGUAGAGAUUAAAAAUCUCCCUGCAGGGCCUUGGCUGGAUUGAGCUCCACGAGGGAAGCCGGUGUGGGACAGAACUGAAGACGCACCUGCCCCGUGUGCAGGCUGGCUCCCAGCCACCAGCACAAGGUGGUGUUGGGGUAAAGGCCAUAGCCUGGGGGCAGCAGUGGCCCCUGAGUUUGGGGCUGGCUCUAGCCCGGGGGUGGCUGCGGGAGGCCAAGGAGAAAUGGCCCCACGCUGUGCCCUUGGCCUGAGCUAACCCUAACCCUAACCCCACCUGGCCCCUGCCAGGCCCUCCGGCACGCACACCUCCCCAAGUCAGUAUGUUCCUUUGCCUCGGGGGGGGGGGGGUCUCCCUCCUGUUCUGAUUGGGGUCAAAG